AAAUGACGGUCAUGUGAAAGUGGUGAGGGAACAAUUGAUUGGGUCCCACAGUUGCAGAGUCCAGUCCAACAUUGUUACCGUUAGAUGGUCAUCAUCAUCAACGUCCAUCACAACUCCAUCAAGAUGAUCGGAAUCCUGGACCCACGUUUCCUGAUACCAACCGCCUUUGAAAGCCUGAAAAAAUAUCUUAUCGCUAAACAUCAUGCUAAAGAAUAUAUUCCACUUAAAUUUCUUCUUUCUGAAACACAGGCAGAUUGGAUUGGCAAUCUGGUUGUUGCUGUUGGAGCCUUCCCUUCAUUUGUUUUUGUACGAUUUAGUUAAUUUUAUUCUCAUUCUAUUGAUUCUGUAGUUUUAGUUACAACUUCCGAUACUGCACUGUCCCUGUCUGUCAAGCUGUGUGUGGGAGAGUGGUCUGAGACGGAGACGGGGGCGUACCAGGAUUACUCUGUUGUCUCGUACACUCACGUCAGUGAUCAGUCCACCAAACUAUGGAAGUUGUUCGUGAUCAACUCUAAUCGCAGAGAUUAGCAAGAUUUGUUGUACUCAUUGAUCUUGCCAAUUUUCGUCUUUGAGCCUUCCAUUCUGUCUUUUUUCCAUUCAUAGUACUCAUUCAAUCCAUUAAUAUUGUUGCCUUUCCACAAAAUAAAGAUCGAUGGAGUUCGCUAGAUUCUGCAGCUGCUCUUGUUGGUUGAUAGUAAUUUUGAUCUCAGGACUCGUGCUUGCAGGAAUGGAAACAACGGUGGUCGCAGUUGGGAUCAACUACGGACAAAUAGCAAACAAUCUGCCUUCGCCGGACGAGGUGGUGCCGCUGAUAAAGUCGAUCGGCGCCACAAAGGUGAAGCUAUACGACGCGGAUCCGCGGGUGCUUCGCGCAUUUGCUAAUACUGGAGUUGAAUUCAUGGUGGGUCUGGGAAACGAGUACUUGUCAAAGAUGAAAGAUCCGAACAAAGCUCAGGCCUGGAUUAAAUCAAACGUGCAACCAUACUUGCCGGCCACCAAGAUCACCAGCAUCUUUGUUGGAAACGAGGUCUUAACCUUCAACGAUACAUCUCUCAGCGACAACCUGCUUCCGGCAAUGCAGAGUGUUCACACGGCGCUCGUCAAUGUCGGGCUUGACAAGCAGGUAACGGUGACCACCACACACUCUCUGGCAGUUCUGGAAACGUCUUACCCACCCUCCGCCGGAGCAUUUCGUUCUGAUCUCACUUCAUGCCUCACUCCCCUCUUGAACUUCCAUGCAAAAACUGGAUCUCCUUUUCUCAUAAACGCGUACCCUUACUUCGCCUACAAGGCCAAUCCCAAGCAAGUGUCGGUGGAUUUCGUGCUGUUUCAGCCUAACCAGGGGGUUGUAGAUCCUUCCACGAAUCUGCACUACGAUAACAUGUUGUUCGCCCAGAUUGAUGCUGUUUACUCGGCCUUGGCAUCUUUGGGAUACGGCAAGUUGCCAGUUCAUAUUUCAGAAACUGGUUGGCCUUCCAAAGGAGACGAGGACGAAGCCGGCGCCACCCCCGAGAAUGCCAAGAAAUACAAUGGAAAUCUGAUCAGGCUUAUUGCUCAUAACCAGAAGAAGGGCACGCCCAUGAGGCCCAACAGCGACUUGAAUAUCUAUGUCUUUGCUCUCUUCAAUGAGAACAUGAAGCCCGGUCCGACUUCCGAGAGGAAUUAUGGCCUUUUUAAUCCCGACGGCUCUCCGGCGUAUUCCCUCGGCUUAUCUGGAUCUGAUGUCUCUACCAACACUUCCUCCCCUUCUCCAACCGGAUCCUCCCCCUCCUCCUCCACCACCACCCCGGCUUCCGGCACGCUGCCGUUUCCUACCACUUCCUCCACCGGUUAUAUGUCCAUUUCCUCCGCCCAGGAGAGUCAUCAUUUAUUUUGGCCUGUAUACUUUUUGGUGCCAUGGACACUGAAGUUGAUCUUUUGCAAGCUGUGAACAUUCUUUUGCAUUAUACAGCUGUCGGAUCUGGGGAAAGAAAAAAGAAAAGAGAGAGCCGUGUUGGCGGUGGGAAGGAGAGAGAGGGUUAAAGUGAUGACUCAAAGUGGAGAACAGAAAAGCCAAACAAACUGUUUUCUUUCCUUUGCUUGUACGCUACUGGUAAUGAUGUUCUUUGAAUUAUUUAAGUCCGGGUAACAAGGCGCUAUUCCAUCGUCAUAGGAUCCGUCGACCACUUGGAUGCAUUAUGGAAUUCUCCAUCAUAAUUUCGGCCUCGAGACUGUUCGACUUUGCAGUUACAUCUUGCCACCAGUCCUUGGGUCUUUAGAAAUAAAUGAUGUUGUACUGGUUUUCUUUAUUUAUUUUUACUUUAUAAUUGUAGUUUCCUUUUCUAUAAACGGGAGAAAUCUAGUAUUAAAUUUCUAAUUUUACUUUGUAAUAUCAAAUAAAUUUAAUGUAGUACUAUUUUUUUCCGUCAAA
Molecule: messenger RNA, 2410 nt
Organism: Prosopis cineraria
Lineage: Eukaryota; Viridiplantae; Streptophyta; Magnoliopsida; Fabales; Fabaceae
Product: glucan endo-1,3-beta-glucosidase 11
Exons: 3
Coding region: 653-1930 (425 amino acids)
Biological process (GO): carbohydrate metabolic process
Cellular component (GO): plasma membrane
Molecular function (GO): hydrolase activity, hydrolyzing O-glycosyl compounds
Source: RefSeq, a predicted model, not a curated record